Odontomachus brunneus is the source of this 1769-nucleotide messenger RNA. It is a transcript of the gene Pex14, whose product is annotated as peroxisomal membrane protein PEX14. Gene Ontology annotation, molecular function: signaling receptor binding. Gene Ontology annotation, cellular component: peroxisomal membrane; peroxisomal importomer complex. The record is from RefSeq and is a predicted model, not a curated record. Gene Ontology annotation, biological process: protein import into peroxisome matrix, docking. The transcript is spliced from 4 exons. Bases 647 to 1423 code for a protein of 258 amino acids. Lineage: Eukaryota; Metazoa; Arthropoda; Insecta; Hymenoptera; Formicidae.
UAUAAUUAGAAGACAUACAUAAGCUGAAUACUAAUUAAUAUUAAUUAUUUCUAGUAGUACAUUGUAGCUACACUUAGUGGUAUAUUGAUUUUACAUACGUUUUCUAAACGUAUGUAAUAUUUCACAACUGUUUGUAAAACAUUUCGACAAUUUUUUCUAAAUAAUAUGUGUUCUCUGAUACGUUAUCAAAAUGAUAAAUUAUGAUAUCAAACGUGGGUAAAUAACGCUUUCUCUGUAAUUGAUGAUGUUGUGUGAGAAGCGUGACAUUAUAUUUAAAAAAGCGAUUGUUUUUGUUUGCAAACAAGAAAAAUGAAAACAAGAAAAGAAGAAAACAAGAAAACAAGAAAAAUGUAUAAUCAUUUUCAUGCAAAUACUAUUCAAUGUGCGCACUUUGAAGCCAUUCGGUGAACGUAACAAUUGCGGAGUCAUCGGCUGACUUCGAUUGGUUUAUGUAUUCAGACCUAUCAAACUACAUCAAUUUUCUAACAGUCAAUGUGUAACUGUGUAUUUUGCAAACGUAAUUCAUGACUGUGUUUAUCUGAAAGUAAAAUGUGAUUUGCUGUUUGGAUCUUGGAAUAUAGACCUCUACGUAAUAAUGAAGUAUUAAUUGCAUAUAAGGACAAGACGAUUAGUCGAACUAGUCAAGAUGACGGAUCAGGAUGCGAAUAAUAAUAGUCUCCCAUUACGGGAGAAUUUAGUACAAACAGCGGUACAAUUUCUGCAGAAUCCUAAAGUAGUGCAGAGUCCAAUAGGCCGCAAACAGCAAUUUCUUAAGAAGAAAGGCCUCACAGAUGAAGAGAUUAAAGCAGCUUUUAAUCUGGCAUCUCUUGAUACUACUAUAGUCGAUUCUGAUUCUCUCUAUGAUCAGAAACAAUCACCACUAUAUACUGCUGUACAAAUUCCACAAACAGCUAUAUAUCCAUAUUAUCCAACAAAUUUUAGUCAAUUGACAUUAUACCAAAAAAUCAAAGAACUUUUUAAUUUAGCAGCACUGAUUGGUGCGACAGUAUACUGUGUUUAUUGGUUUUACAAGAAAUUCAUCAGACCUUUCCUGUUUGGUCGAAAGAAGCCAAAAAUCAGUAUGGAAGAAGCAGUUUCUGAAUUAAAUGAAACUGUAGAAAAAUCUAUAGCGCCAACAAAAGCCUCUAUUCUGAAGGUGAACGAAUAUAUGUAUGAAAUGAAGGAACAAAAUAGAAAUAUCUUAAAUACAGUGCGGGAAGUCAAAGUGGAUCUAGUUAAUUUAAAAGCUAUGCUCUUAUCAAGAAGGUUUCCUACUGCUCCAACAUCUAUACCAGCGUGGCAGUUGGAUACCACAAAUGAAACUCAAGAGAAAGCAACCGAACGGGAGGAUGAUGCUGGAAGUGGAAGUAACAAUUCAGAUAGUUCCUUGGAGAUGAUCCGGGAAGAACCGGCGAAGGAGUAAAUUUAGGAAUUCUGUGUCUACCAUAAUCACUUCUGUAAAGAUAGUCUUCUACAUACUGAUCUUUAUCAUCAUGUAUUGGAGGAGAGGAUUGUAGUUUCAAAUAUUUAUACGGUAUUAGAGAUGUGUCGCGCGUUAUCUUUAUUAAUGGCAAUAAACAUUCUUGCAUUCUUGACGGAAUUGGUCGCUUCUUCAAUAUUCUGAUGUUUAUCGAUAUUUUGUACAAAGAGCGAUUUUUUGAGGUUUCCAAUAUUAUUGAGAGUGUUUCGUAUAUUGAUAAUAUCGUUUCUGUUACAGUUGUUAAUAAUAUAAUAACGAAUAAACCGACAGAAUAAAUGUAUUGGAUGAA